AUGACAGAACCAUCUCCCAACGAAGCAGCUGCGCAAAACCCCGACAUCGACCCUGCGAUCACAAAUGGCCUGGCACAACAAGCAUCCACAGAGCAACCCGCAGAUGUAGAGAUGACAGAUUCUGGAGCACCACCCGCUCAAGACACCCAAUCCCAAGCUCAAGCCGACCUCCAACCCACCGUCCAAACAGUCCCGCCAACACCUUCAACCACUACGCCCGCACCCCCAUCUGCUCCUUCCCUCCCCACCGUGCCCACACCCACACCUGCAGCAUCGUCGCGCAACUCGCCUCACCCGACUGCUCAAGCGCCGACUCAACCCAUUCCACACGGUAGCCCGACAAGAGUGUAUCUCAAUCAGCAUGUGACGCCGCAUUUGCUAGAAGCUAUGAAGCAUCUUGCUACAACGGAGCCAGAGAAGCCAUUGAAGUGGCUGAGUGAGUUUUUGGCGCAAAAGAGUAGGGAGAUUGAGGGGCCUUGA
This is a messenger RNA of Alternaria alternata, 480 nucleotides long. RefSeq lists its product as hypothetical. The transcript is spliced from 2 exons. The record is from RefSeq and is a predicted model, not a curated record. The coding region runs from base 1 to 480 and encodes 159 amino acids. Lineage: Eukaryota; Fungi; Ascomycota; Dothideomycetes; Pleosporales; Pleosporaceae.